CAGCAGCAGCUCUUGUCCCAUCGAGUUACCCACCAGCCCGAGUCACAUGACUUCAGACCAGCAUACACUGUAUCCGGCUGAUCUACAGGUACAGUUAACGCUCGGAGCACUGGGUCCUGGAUACUGCUACGUCUGCCAGGCCGGAGAAGAUGGGGUGCUGCUUUAGUAAGGAGCUGAACCCCGGCCUGCAGAACGAGAGGAGCGGUCUGUUACAGCCCCCGCUCCACGAUGGGCUGAACGAGGUGACGGAACAGGUCAGGCAACAUGCUGCGGCUGUGGCUCAGCAUGUGUGCUUGGACGAAGAGGAGACACGUGUGGCAGAUGGAGGGACCGACAGGAAGCCUUCAGAGGAUGAAGGAAAAAAUCCAGAAGUGGAAAACAAAGUUUGUCCGGAGGCGGCCGUGGUCAGCAAGGACGGUGACACACAGAGCGAGAGGGAUCCUAAAGCAGCUAGCACUCAAGAAGAGACCGGGGCUAUUAUUAUCACAACCAGCACAAACAUACAUUCAAACACGGACGCAGAGGCAGGUGUGACCCACGCUGCCAGGCCCAGCUGUGGACCGGCUCCCUAUAUGGAGGUGCCCACACAGAGUCCAGUCAGACAGAAGAUUUUGGCGAACGCCACAAUCAGAGCUUCGUGGUUCAGUUCACACCCAGAUGGCCAGAAGCAGCACAAACAGUUAAGCAGUUGGUCAGCUCCCACCAGGAUACACUCCGGUGACUCUCACGACAGUGUCACAGAGAGUGCGGUGUCGGCCGAGCCGCCACUGGUCAGUGUGUGUCAGGGCCCACAGGGGGUUUACCCCCGAGCUGAGCACAACGAUGAGGAAGGCGGGGAGGUCUGUGUGGUCACAACGACACUGGGUCAAGGUUUCGAAACGAGGACCCGGAGCUUCUACAGCAUAUGUUCCAUUGACGCUGAUGACCUUGAACACGACCACGUUCACAGCCAAUCCCAAACAGCUGGAGCAACACUGUCACUGCAAACAGCUGAAGUAGAAACAGCUGCUCUACCCUGCCUAGUGGAGUCUCCAGCCUCCAGCCAAUCACACACAGAUGCAUCUGCAUUCUGUGAGCAUGUCACACAGUCUAAGAUGACCCAUCAGUCACAUGAUGAGAAACCAGUUCCAGCUCAAUCAAAUUCUGAACCUUCCUCCACCGUUUUGUCACAGGGACACUCCACCACCCCUCAUCCUGUUGGACCUUCUCAGGUGGAGGCGUUCAUGCACGUCUUUGAGGAAGGAGAAAAGACGACAGCUGCACAGGAAACUCCCAUCGAUCAGCCCCUCACUGUGUCAGUGAAGCAUGACUCUGCAGACACAGAACCCUCAGUAUUAUUAACCUCUGACUGUGACCCUGAAGUCCACAUCGGCGUGCAGCAUGACACUGCUGACUGUUUGCCUCAAGCUGGAGAUUCACCAGAUGGAAUUUACUCGGAGGAAAUGAAUGAGAUGAAGAGGCACAUGUCACAGGAGGAGCAGGAUGCACUUGAUGGUGAUUUUCCUCCAGCCAAUUCACUGUCAGAUGAGCAGUCCACCUUCCUUUCCUUCCAUCCUGUUGUACCUCCACAGCUGGAGCCACUGUCCAGCAGUCAGACAGACAGAGAGGAAGCUCAGACGUCCACACAAGGCAGCCUUCAGCCUGGAGAGCUGACCGACCAGACAGCCCCAGAGGACUCAGUGGGGUCUAAGGAUGACGUGAUGAUGAUGUCACACACAGAGGAAAGGGCAUGUGUGGAGGGGUCAGAGGAACAAAAAGUUUCAGAGGAGUGUGUGUGCGUGGAGAGAGUGUGUUCAGUGGACUACAGAGUAGCAGAGGGACCCUUCAGGGCUCCAGAGGAAACAGUGGUCAAAUUCCAGGACAAAGAUUUGGAUCAGAGUGUUGAUUCGGACUUUAACCCUCUGGAUGAUCAUCUGCGGUGGUCUGACCUGUCAACACAACAGCUCAUCCAAAGUCCACAACCAGCAGCAGCUGAAACUCCUGAGCUGGACAAUUCCAGUCAGAGCAACCUCAGCCUCAAUCUGCUGCACAAGGAGGAGGUUGUGUUGCCUCUGUCUGAAGGCCAGAUAGAGAUGGAUAAAUCAUCCCUGCAGAGCAGUCCCAUCGCUGUGAGUACAUACAGAAGCCACAGUGAGGAGAGUAAUGUUGGUCACAGCGGCACAGCAGAUACAACUCUCACUGAAGUGUCCUCAGUUUCCACCAUCUCAGCUGUGUCAUCACUGCCCACUGAACUGACCGCCUUCUCCUGCCACACAGCUCUGACCGCUCUGUCAGAUAUCAGGUCCACAUCUCACCAGAGUGACUCCAUCACAUCUGACAAAGUGGAUGUUAAUUCAAAUGAUCCAACAUUUGAGUUGAGCAGCAUUAAACCUCCCGGUGAAGAAGUCAACAGUUCUGAGGAUGCGAUGGUGUCUCUGAUGAGUGACUCAGAGGAGCCUCUUCAGGACCUCCUCCUGAGUGGAGAUGACAAAAAACCACAGCCAGAAAUUUGUCACAACAGCAGACAUGUUGAGAAAGGUGAUGUCACUGUUGUUUUACCAGAAACAGCUGAUAACCCCUCUCAACCACUCUCUGUUACUACCUUCUCCACUCCACCUUCCUCUUCCUUGUAUCUGUGCACAUCUCCAGAGAAAGGAGAGCAUAGUUUCUGCCCAGAGAUUGAAGCUGACAGUUCUGAGAGUGUAUGCAGACAAAUCCACCAGAAGGUAAAUCCACCAGAGAAAGUCUUCAUGCGUAUGUGUGAGGAAGAAGAGACGACAGCUGCACAGGAGACUCCCAUCGAUCAGCCCCUCACUGUGUCAGUGAAGCAUGACUCUGCAGAUACAGAACCCUCAGAAUUAUUAACCUCUGACUGUGACCCUGAAGUCCACAUCGGCCUGCAGCAUGACACUGCUGACUGUUUGCCUCAAGCUGGAGUUUCACCAGAUGGAAUUUACUCAGAGGAAAUGAAUGAGAUGAAGAGGCACGAUGCACUUGAUGGUGAUAUUCCUCCAAAAACUCCUGACAGUUCACUGUCAGGUGAGCAGACCACCACCCUUGAUCCUGUUCCGUCUCCGCAGCUGGUUGACAUUAAGGAACCUCAGCACAGCUCUCAGCCUGAAGGCCUGAGCAGUCAAACAGCUUCUGAUGAGGAAACAAAAGGGGUGAAGCAACACAUGUCACAGCAGGAGGAAAUUCCUCUAGAACCUCUCAAUAUUCCAGCCACUGAGAUGCAGUUCAAGGACCAUGAUGAAACCAGCAACUGUGACUUGUACAUGAUUCCUAAUGGCUUUAGCUGUCCAGAUGAAAACACCUCGGUUGUGGACUGCCAGGACGACCCCGUCAUGAUGAUUGUGGACCCAGGCCAGAUUGACGUUUACGCCUCAACUCCGUCAUAUGAGAUCCAUCCCCUCUGUCACAAUCCAUCAGCGACUGCUGAGGAGGGAGAGCAUGAAGGAGGGAUGAGGGAGAUGGUAUCUGAGCUGCUGGGAGAGGACGGGGACGCUUCUGUCUGCCGCCUCUACCCCCACCCCUGGAUCAAGCUGGGUCUUGGGGAGAGCUGUGGAGUGUGGGCCCAGGGUGUGUCUGAGGUCGAAGCCGCCCAGAGCGACCACAAGACGGGGACUGGAUCAGAGCAGAUCCCAGCCUUGGUGUCUGAGCUCCAGCCCUCUAUGGCUCUGCUGGGAGCUUACCCAUACAGCACUGUGAUGCCUCAGGGACCCUGUGUGUGGGACUGGCACACAGAUUGCACUCAGCCUGGACCUAUCACUGCCCCCAGCCUUAACCCUGAUGCUGAAGUCUGGACCAAUCCCAACUUUAACUUGGACGUCUCCAGCCCCGCCUACCUGCAGCCUGAGCAGCCAUGGGUGCAGUUCCCCAACAAUCUAACCAAUCAGGAAGGAUACGUGCCAGAGUUCCAGCUGGAGAACGUGUGCCUGACUGAGACUGUGGUUGAGGCAGAUCCCAGCACACUGGAGUACCAGACACUGACUGCUGAAGCUCCUGUAGUUACUAGAGAGUCCAGUGAGCCACCUGUCACAGAUGAGAUCAGACAACAGCUGAGGACAGUUUUGGAGUCCUGCCUGACCAGGGAGCACCUCGGCAACGACCUGUACCUCAAUUCUCAGAUGGACAGCGACCAGUAUUUUCCCAUCCAAACUCUGGCCAGCCUCGACAAGAUCAAGAACAUCAGCACGGACCUGGACCUCAUCUCCGACAUUUUGAAAUCCCUGCCGGUGGUCCAGGUGGCUCCAUGUGGACAGAAGGUCCGGCCCAGUCAGAGUCGAUGUGUCGUCAUCCUGCGUGAGAUUCCCGACAGCACACCUCAGGAGGAGGUGGAGGCUCUCUUUGAGGGCGACGGCCUGCCCAAGUUCCUGAGCUGUGAGUUUGUGAAGAACGACAACUGGUUCAUCACUUUCAAAUCAGAAGCUGAUGCACAACAGGCCUACAGGUACCUGAGGGAGGAGGUCCGGGUGUUUAAGGAAAAACCGAUCAUGGUGAGGAUAAAGGCCAAAACUAUGGCAGUCACUUCCUACGCUCCAAAAAAUGGAUACAGACCGGCCCAGCUGGACCAGUACGGCUCCUACUACCCUCCAACCACCUACCAGCCGCCCUGCCCCACCCACGUACCGGCACAACAACUGUACGAUUUCACCAAUGAGGUGUGGGCAACUGGAUACCAAGAAUGUGCUGAGCAGCCUCCACCACUGAUGGGUGACUUCAUGAAUGGAUUCUCAGCAGCUUCCAACUUCAAACCUCACAACACACACAGGCCGAGGAGAGGCUCGAGAUGGGCAAACUCUGGAGACCGUUGGCAGUCCAGUCAGAAUGAUUCCUCACACUCGUCAGAACAGGCGCCAGUGGAGCACUCGUUCCCUCCAGGUCGAGGGCGGUCCCGGGGCAACGCGCGGCGUCAGGGCAGAGGUGGAAGGACGGAGCCUAGCAAGCAGGUUGUGUUACCCACUGCUGAUUGUGGAAGGAGAGGAAACUUCAGCCAGAGGAGGAGAGAGAACCCGAGGACAUGGGACAAGUCUGCUGGUAACAACCAUAAUGCACAAAGUCAGUCACCGCCUCGUCAGCCAUCUCCUCCUCUUGAGCUCGGGCCCACAAGCUUCCCUCCCCUUCCCCUGGCAAACACUGCCAUAGCAACGGUACCUGCAGCUAACGGCAGCGUCAAGAGUCCAGUAAAAAGCAGCAGCCCAUCAGUGCCCACACUGACACCAGAGCCUCAGCAGAAUGUGAAGGAGCACGCAGAGACGACCAGCGAGGCCAAACCAGCUCUGCUUACACAGGAACCAACUGCAGAGUCCAAGAAGCUGAGCUACGCCGCAAUCUGCCAGAGAGCAUCGUCCAAUGAAGCGGUGCCGCCAGCUAACCACACCUCUCCAGACACUGAGCGCAUGCCAACCUAUCCAGGCCAGGCCCCCGAACCAGCUCUGCUGCCACUGUGAUGAUUCUGGGUUGAGAAAAAGACACUUAGGGACACUUUGUCCGAUGGUGUCAUACAAGCUAUAACUGUGUUACUGUACUGUCAUAAUUACACAAACCUGCUGCAUAUUUACUGUGAGGGAUGAUGUGUGUGUGCAGGAAGAUUACAUUAAGUGCCAAACAGCCUUUAAAUCAACUAGAUUUAGGUCUGGAUCUUCAUUGAUUUCAAUAAUUAACCCUUCAUAAACACUGUAGGCAUUCACUGAAGUGUGCACUGGGUGGGUUUGGGGGGUCUGACUGCUGGCUGGUUCAGAACUGGAUGGGCUGGUGUGGGUCUGGGGGCGCUGACCACUCAGGAUGUUUCAGCCAACUUUUCAGUUUUUACAAAGACGGAGGGAAUGUGUAAAUGUUGAUCUGCUACUUUACAUUGGCUUUAUUUCUUGGUUUGUAGUUCAGGUCAGUUCAUUGAGGGCAAGGUUCCAUUUUGAUUUAGUUUUGUCUCGGCACUUCCUCUCUUGCUGUGUGUGUUAGGUGGUUUCUCUCUGUACAGGACGUUCUGCCAUGAUUUUUUUUCCCCCCUUAUAUCUUGUGUUAUUCUUUAGUUUAUAGGGCUGCUGUGGGUACACACAGUGCUUUUUCUUUAAAUAUUAGUCCCAGUCACCCAGUUUGUUUCCAUUUUCAGAUGUUGGUGAGAUGUACAGGCCUGUAAUAAACCAAGGUCCAGUAUGUUUUAGUUAUUAUUGCCAUGAAAAGCACUGAAUAGCAAUACUUUAGCUCUGCAUGAUUUUUUUUUAAAUUUCAUUUUAGAAUUUAAUUUAUGUCAUAUUUUUAUUUAUGUUAGAGCUUUCAUCUCAGCUGUGUAGAGAGAGGAGUUGAGUUGUUGAACCUCAGUGUCAUAAGGUCCAAUAUUCUGGACACAGGGAGGCUCAUCUCCUGUUCUGGCUGGGUGGGUUAGUUACUCAGUGUCUGUAAACAACAACUGUUUCAGCACAAAGAACUUGAACUGUAUUUGAGAACUUGAAUAUGAUUGCACUGCGUCAAUCUACUGCUUGUUUGUUAAAAAUGGAACAUUUUUAUUGUGGAACAGUUGUCAUGGAGAAGGAGCAGGCAUGGUUGCGGCACAUGUUACUGUACAGAUGUACAUAUUACUGAACAAAUAUUAAAGAAGUGCCUUUGAAGUUACAAA
Acanthopagrus latus (yellowfin seabream) is the source of this 6592-nucleotide messenger RNA. RefSeq lists its product as uncharacterized. NCBI's taxonomy places the organism in Eukaryota, Metazoa, Chordata, Actinopteri, Spariformes, Sparidae. The record is from RefSeq and is a predicted model, not a curated record. Gene Ontology annotation, molecular function: mRNA 3'-UTR binding. The transcript is spliced from 16 exons. The coding region runs from base 150 to 5429 and encodes 1759 amino acids. Gene Ontology annotation, cellular component: cytoplasmic stress granule; cytosol. Gene Ontology annotation, biological process: positive regulation of translation.